This is a messenger RNA of Ceutorhynchus assimilis (cabbage seed weevil), 3154 nucleotides long. The record is from the annotation of a GenBank genome assembly. Lineage: Eukaryota; Metazoa; Arthropoda; Insecta; Coleoptera; Curculionidae.
CAAUGCUAGCGAACAAAGCUACUCUAUUUACGCUAAAAAGCAAUAUCUACAACUCUCCACUGUCUAGGAAGGAAAUAAUUUUGGUGCCCGAACGGUUUAAAUAUAAGCCACUUUCCAGCUGACAUUCUGUUUGUGCUUCAAGCACGGUGCAGCACAGUGUUCUGUAUUUGAAGCACAAAGUUAGCAGCUCGGGAAGCGCAGUACGGCCAGAACACAAACACGCGCUUGAAGAUUUGCGCGCGCAAACGCUCGAUUGCGUGCUCAAAAUGGUCAGCUGGAAAGCGGCUAUAGUGGGACACCGUUCACUCGGUACAAAAUGGUGGUAUAUUCGGUGUUACACCGCCGAUUACACUUACACCUUCGCUAUGCGAAAUAACCCUGCAGCACUACACGAACGCCCCACCAAAAUCCAAUUCCGAACUCAAUUCUGAAAGCACCUAGGAAAAAACCGUCAACCGUCAGUGGUCAGUAGUCAGUGUCAUGUCAAGUGUCAAUUGUUAAUGUAUUUGUUUUCAACAAAAAAUGUGAUUACAGAUUGCCGGAUAGUAUAGUAUAAUUUUAUUAAUCAAUAAUAAUACCUCCAGGAUCUAGGAAUUUAAUUACAACUUCAAAGUCUUCAACUCAACUAAUCUCCUUUAAAUUUGCCAAAAAAGUCAGUGAAAAUAAAGGCGGAGUUUGUAAUGGAUACCGAAAAUCCCAGCAACAUGUCCGAGUCACUGGAUGCAGUUGUGGAUCUAAUAAAACUCAUUGAAUAUCCUGCAAUCUCAACCUCUGAGGAUCUCCAUGUAGCCAUCGAAGCAGGCCUUAAAGAUAAGCAAUAUAAUAACUUGAUCCAAUUUCUCACCACUGAACUAAGAGCUUUACUGAACAUGGACGAAGAUGUCAACUGCGCUACUUCUCUAGAAGACUACACUGCCUUUGUUAUGAUUAUUUCAUCAUUUUUACGAGAACUAAAUUGCCCCCAUGAAUCAUUAACAGGAGGAAUAUUGACUGCAAGACUUACUAAAUAUAGUGACAAAUUAUUGUUGGUGAAGUAUUUAGUGGAUCAGUUGAUGUUAGCUCGAUUUUUACAAGAAAAGGUGCCUGAGAAAAAACUUGAAUUAAAAUUGCAAGAAACCAGGGAAAGUUCUGAUAUGCGUCAAAUUUUACAAACUUUACGAUUCCCCAAACCCCCUGCAAAUAUUACAUCAACACAGCUAUUUGAUAAAAUAGUAGCGACAAUUCCAUUGGUCAUUAAAAAGGCUGGUGGUGUUGACUUGGUAGGAGAUGGACUUUUCAAAGGAUCUUUAUCAGAUAAGCAAUGGGAACUCUUGAAAGACAUCGACAGUGACUUGCAUAAGGAAUAUACACUAAGAAGAGAAAUGAUGCUUAUGCGGCUUGAUGUUACUAUUCAAUCAUUUCAAUGGUCAGACAAAAUAAAGGGCAAGGAAGUAGAUUUUGAAAGUCAUUAUUUUGACCAGAGGAGAAUGUUGAAGCCGGAAUCCAAUUUAGACAUAUCUGAUCUAUUUGCGGCUAGAACUGAUUUGGCUAUACAUGAAAAAAUUAGCAGUACUUCUGUUAGGAAAAACACCAAGACACCUUUGAACAAAGUCAUAAUUGGGCAGGUCCCUGAUAGAGGCGGUAGGUGUUCCGAACUAAAAGCGCCACCGCCAGAUAUGCCUGCAUGGUCAGGUCGCAAUCAGACUUCAGGAGAUUUCUCAAGAGGCGGCGGGCGUGGAAAUCCUCGUGGUGGUCGUGAGAGUCGCGGCGGUCGGGGCGGCGGUGGUUAUGAGGGUCGUGGUGGGCGGGGCGGUCGAGGUAGUGGCAGUUAUGAGAGUAGAGGUGGUGGCAGUCAUGAGAGUCGGAGCAGUGGUGGUUAUGAGGGACGGGGCGGUAGUGAAUAUGAGGGACGCGGUGGCGAAUAUGAGGCCGUUGGCGGAUAUGAGGGUCGGGGCAGAGGUGGAUAUAGGAAGCAUCAGUCUGGAUAUCAAGGCAGAAAUUCUGGAAUCACUGAUGAUAGUCAGCGUCGAUAUGGAGGUAAUCAUUAUGGUGGUAGAGAAGAAAGUGGCAGCUAUGAUAGGUAUGGGGGGGCUAGUUACAGCGGCUAUGGAAACGAUAGUUAUAACUCUACCCGACGUGACAGUGAUGGGUCUAUUGAAGAUUAUCAACAAAAUAAAAGACCGAGGACUUAUGACAAUUUUCGGUCUGACCGGACUACGUAUGCUGAACAGUACGUACAAGAAAACCAACACAACCAGCAAUACCAUAGGGGUGGCGGUCGGGAUAACUAUCACAGAGGCCGUGGAAACUACCGUGGCGGCGGAUAUAGAUAAAUCAACUUUCGAAUAUAAUAAAAUUGUUUUAUUUGCUUUUUAAUUCGGGAUUAAUUGAUUUUUUCGAAACAUGUACCAGGUGAUUGUCUAUAUUUUGCACCCACACUUCACCUUUUUCAAUAAAAAUGCAAUUAUUCCACCACUUUUUUUCUUAUUUUCUCCCGGACUAUUAGGAUUAAACAUGAAAAACCAAAACAAUGGGUUAAUAAUAUAGGGGGUGUUCCAUUUAAAAAAGUAUAACUUUGCUUUGUCACAUUUUUGUGACAUCCUGUAUACUUGUAACUAACUUCAUUGAAAUCUUUCUGAUAUUACCUAAAACUUUUACAUCUGACAUUUCUCGGUAUCUCUUCAAAUGGGGUGAGAUAGGCAUGGGUGCAAAAUAUAGACAAUUCACCCGGUACCUACUUUGGCCGAGUUCUUUCCGGGCGUCACUAAUGUGCUUUGGCUUUGCGAUGAGUAAAACGAACUCGGCCUUAACAAAAAUUAUAUUCUUUUUUUUUUCUAAUUAAUGGAAGUUUACAAAUGUUUAUUUUUAUUAAAUACUUACUGGAUUUUUGUGUUGGGCGAAUAUUCAAUUAGAUAUAUGAUUAUACAUAUAACCAUUUUUAAUUUUCUUGCGUCAUAUCAAUGUUAUUAUUGAUAGUUUCCCUCUGUUAGUACUUUUAAAUUUUUCAUUAACUUACAAUUUUAGUUUUUAUAUAUUGAUUUGACUUUAUUUUUAUAUUUAGUAAAAUGUUUGUGCUGAUUGACUUUGGUGAAUGCUUUUUUUCGAUGUUAAACCUCAUUCUGUAACUUAUUGUAUAAAUAGCAAUUUCAUAUCCAUAAUAAACUGCUCAUUAUAA